Messenger RNA from Drosophila ficusphila, 1982 nucleotides. Its product is annotated as BRCA1-associated protein. Gene Ontology annotation, molecular function: ubiquitin protein ligase activity; zinc ion binding. The record is from RefSeq and is a predicted model, not a curated record. Lineage: Eukaryota; Metazoa; Arthropoda; Insecta; Diptera; Drosophilidae. The transcript is spliced from 6 exons. Gene Ontology annotation, biological process: protein ubiquitination; Ras protein signal transduction. Bases 53 to 1726 code for a protein of 557 amino acids. Gene Ontology annotation, cellular component: cytoplasm.
AUUUUAAUGCUACUCUGCUUAAUUGAACUACGAUUACAAUUUUUGAAUUCCGAUGGAUUUGAAUCCGGAAAACAUUUCGUUGUGUGUGAUCAAGAUCGAAACCGACUUGGAACCCAAUUCAGAUUCUGAGGGAGCCGUCUCUGCUGAACAUCCCACCAAUCCCCGAGUGCUUAAGGAGCGGGAACGUGAUCGGGGUCUUCGCCAGGCCCGCGAUAUCACGAUAGAGACAUACACCAACCAGCGUUGGACGCGGGAAUUGAGUGCUUCGAAGGAUCAGGAGACGGAGGGCACCAAGAUGAGCUGGGCGCAGCAGCACGUCAACAGCCCCUCGGCGGGCAGUUCUAGAGAUACCACUCCGCGAAACGGAGAAGAAUCCCAGACGGGCGGUCUGCAGGCGGCCUCCUCCAAGUUUCCCCAGGAGAUCGGCUACUUCUCCGGCAAUCCCAUCGUCGAGGUGACCAAGGGCCUAAUCCAUCUGUACAAGAAAAAUGAACGGAAGGCCAUCAAGGAGGCUCCAUCCAAUCAGCUCUGCCUGCUGGCUGUGCCAGCCACUCUAAACUGCCACGAUCUGCUGAACUUCAUUGCUCCCUGCCAUGCGGAGAUCAAGCACGUCCAGAUUGUCCGCGAUGGAAGCCCCAAUCAGUUCAUGGUGCUGCUUGAAUUCCGAUCGAAUGAAUCAGCGUUGGAGUUCUACAACUCCUACAACGGCAUUGCCUACAACUCCUUGGAGCCUGACUCACUGUGCCACGCUGUUUGGGUUUCGGCGGUGGAGAGGAGCGAACAUGGAGCCCCGCCAUUGGGGCACACGGAGCUGCCCACCUGUCCAGUGUGCCUGGAGCGCAUGGACGAGAGCGUGGAUGGAGUGCUUACGAUCUUGUGCAACCACGCCUUCCACGCCAGCUGCUUGAUGAAGUGGGGCGAUUCCACCUGCCCGGUUUGUCGUCAUGUGCAGACCCCGGAACUAAUUGGGGAGUCCGUGUGCAUGGAAUGCGAGGGAACCGACUCUCUCUGGAUCUGCCUGAUCUGCGGACAUGUCGGAUGCGGUCGGUACCAAGGAGGCCAUGCUGCCGCCCAUUACAGGGCCACCAAUCACACCUUCGCCAUGCAACUGGGCACUUCGAGCGUUUGGGACUACGCCGGCGACAACUUUGUGCACCGUUUGUUUCAAAACAAGACCGACGGCAAGUUGGUGGCCUCUCAAACCGAGAAAGACGAGCGCGAGGAGAAGAUCGACUCCAUGCAGAUGGAGUUCACCUAUCUACUCACCUCCCAGCUAGACACACAGCGAAAGUACUACGAGGAGCGGAUGGAGAGGCUGGAGCAGGAGUGGCAGGGCUUCAAAGAAACCUCCAACGACUUGCAGCAACUGCAGCAGACCAUGCAAAAGGAGAAGAUUAACUUGGAACGCAAGCUGGCACAGCAUACAGCCAAGUUAAAGGAAGUGCAGAAGCAACUCAACGAGGAACGUGAGCUGUCCAAGGCCCUGCAGACCAACCAAAGUUCCUGGCACGGCAAAUACAAAGUCUUGGAGCAGCAGUACAACGAGUUUAAGCACAAUCACGACGCCGAAGUCACCGACCUAAGGGAACAGCUCCGCGACAUUAUGUUCUUUUUGGACAAUCAGCAAAAGAUGGCAAACUCAGAGCUGGCUGGCGCCUCCAUUACUGGAAUCGGCGAGAAGGAGCCGGAACCGAACACCAGGCGCGGCAAUCGGCGCAAAAAGUAAAAUUUACCUAUCAUACCAUGCACAUUCAUAAAUGUAUUUUGAUUAAGAGCUGCAUUGUUUACUCGAUUCGCAAAACGAGUAUAUAAAUUUAGUAACAGCUCUUUACAUAUGUGAUUUCCUUUGUGAAGCAAAAACCCAAGGAUAAAAUAUACCUAGUGUACGUGUACUACUACUCUUAAGCUUAUUGAAAAGUAUUUGUCUGAAAUGUAUUGCGUUUUAAGUUGGAAUCAAUUAAAAGUUUGAAGUGAUUCUCCGA